This is a messenger RNA of Juglans regia (Persian walnut), 1554 nucleotides long. RefSeq names its product lysosomal Pro-X carboxypeptidase-like. The coding region runs from base 47 to 1507 and encodes 486 amino acids. Gene Ontology annotation, molecular function: serine-type exopeptidase activity; dipeptidyl-peptidase activity. The transcript is spliced from 9 exons. Gene Ontology annotation, biological process: proteolysis. Lineage: Eukaryota; Viridiplantae; Streptophyta; Magnoliopsida; Fagales; Juglandaceae. The record is from RefSeq and is a predicted model, not a curated record.
UCCAACAUUUUCAUUGCAAUGGCUAAUUAUUUCUUUCGUACUUCUUAUGAUCUUCUCAACCACUGUGAUCUGUACUGCAACGACGUCGAUGCUUUUUGAUAUUCCCAGACUGAAUCCACUUGGAGGAAUUCCACAAGAUUCUAAUAUUGCAGAAACAGUUUCGGAUGAUUUCCAAACAUUUUACUAUGAUCAAACGCUUGAUCACUUCAACUAUUGGUCUGAAAGCUACACCACUUUUAGACAAAGAUAUGUGAUCAACUCCAAGUACUGGGGUGGUGCAAAUCGUAGUGCACCGAUUUUAGUUUAUCUUGGCGCAGAAGCACCUUUGGAUGGUGCUCUCACUCGCAUUGGAUUUCUCAACGAAAAUGCUGUGCACUUUAAGGCUCUCUUACUAUACAUAGAGCACCGAUAUUAUGGGAAUUCGAUACCAAUUGGAUCAAUAUAUGAAAGAACCGAUCUGGGAUACUUCAACUCAGCCCAAGCUAUAGCAGAUUAUGCAGAAAUCAUCAUCUAUUUGAAGAAACAACUACAAGCACAAUAUUCUCCAGUAAUCGUCAUUGGAGGAUCAUAUGGAGGAAUGCUAGCUUCGUGGUUUCGGCUAAAAUAUCCUCAUGUUGCCAUUGGUGCCUUGGCCUCAUCAGCUCCAAUCCUCUACUUCGAGGACAUCACUCCACAAGAUGGAUAUUACUCUAUUGUCACGAAGGAUUUUAGGGAAGCUAGUGAGACUUGCUACCAAACUAUAAAAACUUCAUGGUCUGUAAUCGAUGAAGUUGCAUCUCAGCCCGAUGGUCUUUCUAUCCUUAGCAAGACAUUCAAGACUUGCAAUGCCCUAAGCCGAUCUUCUGAGCUCAAGAGCUAUUUGAAGUUGAUGUAUGCCUCUGCAGCUCAAUAUAAUAGUCCCCCACGUUAUCCGGUUACCAUUGUCUGCGGUGGCAUAGAUGGAUCAGCUCCUCCUAAAACAGAUAUUCUUGACAAAGUAUUUGCAGGUGUUGUUGCUUAUUAUGGAAAUAGAGGAUGUUAUGUUAAUGCACCCCAACAAAUAUCUGAAAGUGAAACAACCGUGGGUUGGAGAUGGCAGAGAUGUAGUGAGAUGGUGAUCCCCAUAGGAAUUACAAAGAAUACAAUGUUCCAGCCCUCACCUUUUAGCCUCAGCGACUUCAAUGAUUGGUGCAAAAGCAUAUAUGGUGUACCUCCUCGGCCUCGUUGGGUCACUACUUAUUAUGGAGGCCAUGAUAUAAAACUCACCCUCCACAGGUUUGGAAGCAACAUCAUUUUCUCCAACGGGCUCAGAGAUCCUUAUAGUAGUGGCGGGGUGCUUGACAACAUAUCGCCAAGUAUCAUUGCUCUCAAUACAGUGAAUGGAUCUCAUUGCUUGGAUAUACUUCCCUCAAAGCAAAGCGAUCCAGAGUGGUUGAUCAUGCAGCGAAAGGUUGAGAUUAAGAUCAUCAAAAGAUGGAUCACCCAGUACUACUUUUAUCUUGAUUCUCUCUUUCAGGCAAUAAAUUAAUAUCACACGACAAUUUUAAUGUGUAUUAUACGUCUAUCUGUGUAUAA